Dentiscutata heterogama is the source of this 284-nucleotide messenger RNA. Lineage: Eukaryota; Fungi; Glomeromycota; Glomeromycetes; Diversisporales; Gigasporaceae. The record is from the annotation of a GenBank genome assembly.
AUGCAUCAUAGUUCUAUAAAUGAUAAUGAAGACGAUGAUUUAAAUACUAUAUCAAUAGCAGAAUGCAGGGCUGACGCAAGCAAUGAAUUCAGUAAAAUGGAAGAUCAGGAAGCUGAGUUUGACAAUUCAUCUUUCAAUGAAUUUUUAGCAAAUAAGGUUGGCGCAAGCAGUGAAAUAGAAGAUCAGGAAGCAGAGUUUGAUAGUUCAUCUUUCACCAACUUUUUAAAAGAAAUCGAUAAUGAUUAUAAAAUCGGUGGCUUACAACUACAACAAGCAUUCGAUAA